GACUUAGUAGACAAUUUGUAUUGUUUAGGUGAAACUUCAAAACCAUUAAUCGUCAUGUCAUUUAUAUUGUGGUUGGCCCUGGUUUCCACUGGAUAUCUAGUGAAUUUAGAGGCUGUGGAAAUUGAUGAAAACCAUAUUCUAACGUCAGAAAUUCCUGUUCCAUACAAUUCAAUCAUUGAGGUACCUAGGUCAGSACUUAAGAAAACAGAUAGCCAAUUUUCAGAUUUAGAUUCGCUCUUUAAAUUCAUCUAUCGUACUACUGAGGAAUUCAAGAUGAGUUCAGUUAAUGGAAAUAUGGACUACAAUUCAUAUUUGGAUACUUUAAAAUACGCAUUCAUUGAAUUUAAGAAGGCCAAUAUGGUCGAAACCACCACUGAGCACAAUUUUGUUAGUUAUGGAUGGUGAAUCAACAGAAAAGUUUGUAAUUUAUAACUUAUAAAGACGUGUAUGCUAAUUUUUGCCUUAAUGUUUUUCAAUUAUUAUUAAUUGUAAAAUUUUUAUAAAAAAAAUUAACAUAAAUUGUGUUUUAAGUUGUUUUUAUUACUUAUUAAACGUACCUUUGAUUUUGAUGAUCAAUUCUUA
Diuraphis noxia (Russian wheat aphid) is the source of this 582-nucleotide messenger RNA. RefSeq lists its product as uncharacterized. NCBI's taxonomy places the organism in Eukaryota, Metazoa, Arthropoda, Insecta, Hemiptera, Aphididae. The record is from RefSeq and is a predicted model, not a curated record.